AUGGUUCCCAGUGGGAGAGGGACUGCAGCUGCUGGAAAGAGGAGGGCACACCUUCUCUCCUUGCUGUUCAUUGGCCUCUGGGGCUGUGUGACCUGUCACUGGCACCCUGUGGAGGACAUCUGCACAGCCAAGCCGCGGGACAUCCCUGUGAAUCCCAUGUGCAUUUACCGUUCCCCAGAGAAGAAGGCGACUGAGGAUGAGGGCUCAGAUCAGAAGGUCCCCGAGGCCACCAACCGGCGGGUCUGGGAAUUGUCUAAGGCCAAUUCCCACUUUGCCACCACCUUCUACCAGCACCUUGCAGACUCCAAGAACGACAAUGACAACAUUUUCCUGUCGCCCCUGAGUAUCUCCACAGCUUUCGCUAUGACCAAGCUGGGUGCCUGCAACAACACCCUCAAGCAGCUGAUGGAGGUCUUUAAGUUUGAUACCAUCUCUGAGAAGACGUCUGAUCAGAUCCACUUUUUCUUUGCCAAACUGAACUGCCGACUCUAUCGAAAAGCCAACAAGUCCUCCGAGCUGGUCUCAGCCAACCGCCUGUUUGGGGACAAAUCCCUUACUUUCAACGAGACCUAUCAGGACAUCAGCGAGUUGGUCUAUGGAGCUAAGCUCCAGCCCCUGGACUUUAAGGAAAACGCGGAGUCGUCCCGAGUGACCAUCAACCAGUGGAUAUCCAACAAGACCGAAGGGCGUAUCACCGACGUCAUUCCCCAGGGUGCUAUCGACGAGCUCACUGUUCUGGUGCUGGUCAACACCAUUUACUUCAAGGGCCUGUGGAAGUCCAAGUUCAGCCCUGAGAACACGAGGUUGGAAUCCUUCAACAGAGCUGACAAGGAGGACUGCCAAGCGCCCAUGAUGUACCAGGAAGGCAAGUUCCGCUACCGGCGUGUGGCGGAAGGCACCCAGGUGCUCGAAUUGCCCUUCAAGGGCGACGACAUCGCCAUGACGCUCAUCCUGCCGAAGCCUGAGAAGAGCCUGGCCAAGGUGGAGCGGGAACUGACCCCGGAGGUGCUGCAGGAGUGGCUGGACCAGCUGGCAGAGACGCUGCUGGUGGCCCACGUGCCCCGCUUCCGCAUCGAGGACAGCUUCAGCGUCAAGGAGCAGCUGCAAGACAUGGGCCUCGUGGACCUGUUCAGCCCGGAGUCGGCUAAGCUCCCGGGUAUUGUCGCCGAAGGCCGAAAUGACCUCUUCGUCUCCGACGCGUUCCACAAGGCGUUUCUUGAGGUAAACGAGGAAGGCAGCGAAGCAGCAGCCAGCACUGUCAUCGCCAUCGCCGGCCGCUCGCUGAACCACAACAGGGUGACCUUCAAGGCCAACAGGCCCUUCCUGGUUCUUAUAAGGGAAGUCGCUCUGAACACGAUUAUCUUCAUGGGCAGAGUCGCCAACCCUUGUGUUAAGUAACGCGUUCUUAUUCUUCGCGCCUCUUCCUAUGAUAGUUUGUGAAUAGAGGUGAAAAUAAACACAAUUCCUCCCAUCUCACAAUUAUGAAUGGACAGUACCACCUGAGACGAAGACGAGGGAGAAACGGAUAGACGUGCUACUGGGCUUUGGUAGAGGAUGCUUUCCAUUGCUCUCUCCCAGUGAACGCAUCCUAGGAGGGAGAUGUGUCACUGCAUCGUCUUGAAAGAUGGCAGGCAUCUGGAAAGGGCAGGGGGAGUGAGAGCUCCAUCAUACUAAAACAAUCCAAAAAUCUAAAAUAAAUUAAUCUCUAUGUAUAGAAAAGACAGAGAUUCAAAUUUGAGUAUUAAACCAUUUAAUUCUCAAACCACACACAUGCAUAAUGUUCUUUUACACAGUGUUAAAAUAAAGAGGAAAAUGUAUUUUUAUACAAACAGAAUUUCAAGUAUACAUUAAUAGACUUUUCAGAUUACUAACCGAGUUGCUAAGAUUUCAUUCACAUUGUUCUUAAAGCUGUUCAAUGAGAAAGCUUUUGCUAAGCUGCUUUAAAUAUGUUUAUAUAAACCCUUAUCAUCACUCUUUCUCCGAAUCUCCCUCCCCCAGCCCCCAUCUCCGCCCACCCUCCUGCCCUCCCCCCUCCCCCGACACAACAGGGCUGGGGCUCUAGGAGACAUGCAACCCCAAGAACUAUUGGCUUGUCAUCAGGGGAAGGGCAGAAUCUACAGGAGGAGAGACUGAGAACACCUGUCAAAUUAAGGGUGAGAACAAAUCUGAUGCUUAGAGAUGACACAAACUAGGCUCAUAUCGUAUAGCCUUUGUGUUUUCCCUUAAAAAAAAAACAAAAAAAAAAAAACAAAACUCAGCCUACCACAAAAUC
Pteropus alecto (black flying fox) is the source of this 2272-nucleotide messenger RNA. It is a transcript of the gene SERPINC1, whose product is annotated as serpin family C member 1. Gene Ontology annotation, molecular function: serine-type endopeptidase inhibitor activity. Bases 1 to 1398 code for a protein of 465 amino acids. Gene Ontology annotation, biological process: regulation of blood coagulation. The record is from RefSeq and is a predicted model, not a curated record. NCBI's taxonomy places the organism in Eukaryota, Metazoa, Chordata, Mammalia, Chiroptera, Pteropodidae. The transcript has 7 exons.